Messenger RNA from Exophiala viscosa, 2725 nucleotides. RefSeq names its product ER-golgi trafficking TRAPP I complex 85 kDa subunit-domain-containing protein. Gene Ontology annotation, cellular component: TRAPPIII protein complex. Lineage: Eukaryota; Fungi; Ascomycota; Eurotiomycetes; Chaetothyriales; Herpotrichiellaceae. The transcript has a single exon. Bases 319 to 2601 code for a protein of 760 amino acids. The record is from RefSeq and is a predicted model, not a curated record.
AGUGAAGGGGAACACGUAAGGGAAUUGGCAGUUCACGGCCUUCCUGAUCCGCCGAGCCCCAGAAAGGUACGGUGGGCGCAUUCUUUUUCCCAGACAUCGGCCACUCCCUCCAAACCGCAUCAUCUUUGGCAAUUCGCGUGGACAAGUCCACUGUCAUCCUACUUGAAAGCCAAAUCCUAGUGAAUCUGUUCUUUCUUAUGGUCGGACAGCGAUAGAGAUUUGACAUGCUGACUGACAAGAUUCGGCUUCCUCACCUAACCUCCAUGUGCCGCCAAAGGACAGCCCUAAUCCAACAAUCACCCAUAGUCGACGCUGUCCAUGACCUCGCCGAGUAAUGGAGAUCCUCUUCAGCAGCCGGAGAACCCACCUUCUAUCCCAGUCCUCGAUGUGCGCAAGACGAGGACUCUGGCGAGAGAUGAGUCACCAGAGACCUCCACCACCAGCCUUCCCAUCCGCACAUCAAGCCCUUCGGCCCUAGGGUCGCGGACGAGCACGCUGUCUAGUGUGCUUUCACGUUCAAGCUCUCCCAAUGGCAGAUUGUCAUUGUCAUUCGCUCGAUUCGGUCGCUCGCAAGUGAACAGCCCACUAGGUAAUUCAUCGGAGACCUACGAUGAUACACGAUCCCUAAUCAUUCGGGCCUUUUCACCCACAGUCGCGAUCUAUGCUGCGCCCGAGGUAGACGAGCUUGCAACGGGCAAAGGGAUAAAAGAUGGUUUCACGGGUUUGAUCCGGCCCUUUGGCAAUAGAGUCAGCGGGAAAGUUGUGGUGCGAGACAGCAGCGGCGCGAGCAGAGCAUGGGAGGAUUUUGGUGUGCACUUCGCAGAUCUUGGCCGACUGGUCGAGGAUGGGACGUCCUCAGCAGACGCCGAGCACCUAGAAAAGGUGGAAGAAUUAAUGGAACAAUUCAUCGGAGAAGGCUUCGACGACACGGCUGAUGUGCCUGCAAGAGGAGAGGUCUCUCAUUUCUACAAAUUGUUUCUAUCUCGGUUGCUCUGCUCGACGACCAUGAGUCCGCAUGAAUCUUUCCGACAUCCGGUAGGGGCAGUCAUUGCAAUCAGCUCUUCCACGAAACAACCUAUUGAGACACUACGAAGUCUUUACCAGCAGACCGCUCAGGGCUCUAGAGCGCUACCGCCAUACGCCAAUCCGGAAUACCUCCGGUAUUAUGUCCUUGUCCACGAUGAGGAUAGAGAUGACUUCAGCAAGUCGUCGGCUCUGUUCGACCAGAUGAAGCGCCACUUCGGACUCCACUGUCAUCUGCUGAGACUAAGGUCUACUCCGUGCACCCAAUCCGAUGACGACAGCGAAGAACUGCCCGUUUGCGAAUGGCUUUCACCCGCAGAGCAGCUAUCCAUACUUCGCGAGACAGCUCAACUCAUUGACCUCAAUAUUCCGACUUCGCCCUACAUCUUCUCCUCGGAUGCAUCGGCACUCCGAACCUUUGUUCGCGAACUCAUCGCCCAGUCUAUAAUCUACCAUAUGGAGCAGAGAAUUGCCCUCUGGAAUGAACAAAUCGCUUCACGACGCCGGGGGAUAUCUGGCCGGUUCAUGUCGCUGUCUAAGCGCUGGACUGGCAUUGGCUCGUCGUCCCGGAACUCAUCUUCGGCCACCAACCUCGGCGGGUCAGGAGCGAGCGGCAACUAUGACAGUUUGCAGGGCACAUAUCGAUACGAUGUUCCGGAAAGUCUUUUACGGAAGUUAGCAGAUUAUGCGUUCAUGCUGCGCGACUACAAACUCGCCGCUUCGACAUACGAGCUACUUCGGUCGGACUAUGCGAACGACAAAGCGUGGAAGCAUCUUGCCGGCGCCAACGAAAUGUGCUGCAUCUCUACUUUAUUGAACCCAUUGACGAGCAGUGGGAGCACCAAGUUCAAGGUCGAAAACUUUGACCAGAUGCUAGAGACUGCGAGUUAUUCAUACUUGACGCGUUGUUCUGACCCUGCACUGGCAUUACGUGCGCUCCUUCUUGGUGUCGAACUUCUCAAAGUACGUGGUCGAACAGCAACUGAGCUUGCAGCCAAAUGGGGUAUACGCAGUCUCGAGCUCGGUCUAGUAGGGAGUAUAGGCCACGUCCUGGUCAGUGAGCGAGUGGCGUCAUGUUUCGCCGACCGUACAGGGCUCGGCAAUACCAGCUGGGGUACGCGGAAGCGAAAAGCUGCACUUUGGAACGUCAUGGCGGCCGAUGACUGGAUGAAAUUGGGACGUGCUGAGGUUGCUGCCGAGAAACUAGAUGAAGCACAAGAACUCUACAACGAAACCAAGAACAGUCAAUCAAUCAAGCAAUAUCACGAAUUGGCAGAGUACCUAGAACAAUUACGUCUGGCUGUGAGGAUGAAGUUGGGAGAGGCUCGAAAGAGAGGCUUCAGUGGCGCCACCCGACAAUUGGAAUUGGAUGGUGCAAUCGAGGGCCAAGAGGAGGUUGAGGACGAGACCGUGGAAGAGAUGAAUGCACUAGAGAACGCUGACAGUAGAAUCAACCGGAGAAGUCUGCUGGGCGUGGCAGGUGGUGCAGUGGUUGGUCCUCUUGAGCCGACACCCCUGAGUCCAGUCCGCCUGAACCGGCGAGAUCCAUUAUCUCAAGGAGACGAUGAUUUUGAAUGAGUGAAUGAAACGAUUGUAAAUUAGGUUACAGAGAUUGAUCGUCUAUGGCCACAAGUAGAUCGAGUUCUUAAUGGUGUAAUAUGAAUUGAGCACGAGGCUGACUUCCCUUUUUCGCCUCACGUCG